Branchiostoma floridae (Florida lancelet) is the source of this 3393-nucleotide messenger RNA. RefSeq names its product ephrin-B2-like. The coding region runs from base 211 to 1074 and encodes 287 amino acids. Lineage: Eukaryota; Metazoa; Chordata; Leptocardii; Amphioxiformes; Branchiostomatidae. Gene Ontology annotation, molecular function: ephrin receptor binding. The record is from RefSeq and is a predicted model, not a curated record. The transcript has 6 exons. Gene Ontology annotation, cellular component: plasma membrane. Gene Ontology annotation, biological process: ephrin receptor signaling pathway; axon guidance.
GUGGGCGGAGCUAAGCGGCCCCUAUUCUCAUGCAGCCUCGUUCUGAACCAGCGGUAAACCAAACCUUUAGAAGCAUCAGAGAUCGUCUCCGGGUAGAAGAGCCGAGUUUUUCUCCCGUUCUGAAAACUCUCUUUCCCUCAAAAAACUUCUGGCGUGGGGAUCGAACCCAGGACUUUACGUGGAGUAUUGUAAACGUGUCAAGAAGUGACCAUGCGAGCGGCGGAGGCCUGGGUUUUAUACGGGACACUGUUGCUGCGGCUCGCCUCGGCUAUCGGCGUGAUUCUCCCCGAUGUCUACUGGAACAUGUCCAACAACAUAUUUUCUGGCGGAGGGUACCACCUAUCCCCCAAUGUGAAUGACAUGGUGACGGUGUUCUGUCCGCACUACGAAGUAGGGUCUACAGAUCUGGUGGAAUACAACGUUCUAUAUGAGGUUGAUGAGGAUGGCUAUAACCGCUGUGACGCAGAAAGAGGACGUCCACUGUUGAGAUGUGACCGGCCGUACCGCAGCUAUCCGCUCAGUCUGACCAUCUACUUCCAGGAGUUCAGCCCGUCACCGUACGGACUGGAGUUCGAUCGAGGCAGAGAUUACUACUAUAUCUCCACAUCGACAGGGGAGUAUGGGGGCCUGAAUGCCACAGUUGGAGGAAACUGUGUGAAUGGCAUGAAGAUGAAGCUGUCCAUCUGCUGUAAAAGUAACACUUCCGACACCUCUGUGGCUAACACGUUACACCUGGGUGUUUCUUGGUUCUGUGGCUUGUCUGUCGCUGCACUCUUCUUUAACAUGGCAUCUCUCUCUCCCCCCUCACUUUCAGCCACAGAAACACCCAAUGUAGUGGAGGAACAAACCCAGAGAAGAUCGCCCCCCCACAUACCCAGUAAUCGCAUCCCAGAUGCUGAUUGGUCAGAAAGCAGCGACACAAACAACGAAAUAAGCAAAGAAACGGCCUUCCCCAGACCGGACUACGACUUCAGCAGAACGAGCAGCGCCCCGUCGUGGCUAACGGGGAGAGCGGCAUCGUUAACCGCGUCCAUAUUCACAGUCGCACUAGCGUGGGCUCUAACUAGACUAUAGCCCGGCCUCUGGCUGGGAGAUGAAUUUACGACAGAGUCAAUUAUAGAUGGAGUAGGGAUAGGAAUGACCAGGGAGCACUGCAAGGGGAAAUAAAUUAUGGGUCAGCUUUGAGUGUGUUUUGACAGUAAAAACCCUCCACAAUAAAGCGAUAACAUCAGGGUGCCAGGAAAAUGGUAGGGUUAGGUCAAAACUGUACUGGGGUGGGGGGGCUGAUAGUCUUUUUAACCUUCUUCUUACUCCAUUUACCCAUAGCCUUGCAAAUUUGGUACAAAAAUGUUACCUUUGCAUGAGGAAGGUUAAAAUUAUAGGAAAAUCAAUUGGAAGGGGAAAAAGGCAAAGAAAUAAAUCAAAAACUUUGGCAGAUUUGAGUAAAUGAAUAACUUAUUGUUACCCAAUGGGGAUGUAGUGCUACCCGAACAGUGGACCCUGGUCAUUGAAAGUAGGAGGGUAUACGAGGGCUUUUUUGGUACUUCAGAGUAGAUAAAUACAUAUAAUGUUUUCUCGAUAUAAGCUAUUCCUUUCUAUUUAAGCAACCUCCUUGAUUUAAGGAAGAAAAUUGAUAUGUUUUGGAUCUGGUGUUAAUUUUUUUGACAUCAGUGAAUGCAUACCGAAAAACCCCUAAAUGCCCUCAUGUAGACAUUCCCAGUGUGCAGUGAUCUUGUAAAUAGCCUGUAAAUUGUUGUUUCAAUGGUUUGUAUAUUGGUUGUAAGUAUAAAGUGCAGAGAGAGCUCUAUAUUCCCACCAUUUUUUGGGGUGAAAAUUUGAAUGAAGUAGUUUUAGAGAAUGGACAAGAACUGUGGUUUACAUGUAAUACUAUGUAGAUGUAUAGAAGAGAAGUUAAAAGUAUGGAGAUGAUUUGAAAGAGAUUUGCAUAAUUUGAACUGAGAGCCUAUUUGCAAAGGAUCAAGGGAAGGUCUCAAACAGAAUCUCAUUGGUUGAAAGUCAUGUGACACAUGCAAUGCUUGGUGAUGUUUCUAGGGAAAGACAAUUGUAUUUUGCAUGUUACAAAGAUUAUAAAAUAUCAACGUUGUAGUCGCAUAUUGUAUUUCACAAUUGUUUUGAGUUUUGAGAAUUUACUUUUUUGUCAUUUCUGGCUUUAAAGAUGGACCAAAGAACCUACCAAAGCAGUUUUCAAACAUGGUAUCUACUUCACAACCCUAAGACCACAUAACAUCAUGUUAUUUUCUCAAACUGAAGAAAAAAAGAGCAAUGAAGCCUUUUGCUUGUUUAUAUCAUCUGCUCAUAUGAAUAUCUUUGUACGUUUCAACAAAUCAAUGUCCAGGCAGUCCCGAUUAUGGUAUUGGGCAGUUGAUUCUUGAUAGAAAGGAAAAUAUUACUGAUGUUUGAAAUAGUGCCAAGAUGCGAUGCAUAGAAGAAUUACAGUGCAAGUUUGUCCGGAGACUAGGAGAAGGGGGAAUUCUCAACAAAUUCAAGUCAACAAUUUCUUAAAUCAUGUUUGAAAAUAUGGUAAAGUUAUUUUGGUUGUAAAAUACCUACAUUUGUAUUUGAAGUUGGUGUUGUCAGAUCUUUUGUUUCACUAAGUUGACUGAUAUAAUAGUGCGUAUAGUGUGCUACAGUCAAACCUGCUCAAGAAGACCACUCAGGGAACGGAUAAAACCUGGUCUAUGUGGACAGGUGGUCACUAGAGACGCCUGUGUUGAUGGGUAAAAUUAUGUAAGGGACCACCAAAAUUGGUCACAUUGGCUAGGUGGUAACUAAUUUAGAGGUGGUCACUUGUGCAGGUUUGACUGUACAAUUUGGUGUUACUUAAAAAAAGUUGAAUCAGUGAAAUUUGUUGUUUUCUAGACAUUUUCUUCCUGUUGCAACAAUUACCGCAUUUCGCCUGCAAUAGUGAAAAAAGUCGUUGUGGUUGGUUCAAGCUGUCUGUACAAUUGUCUUUAUACAAUAUAUUAUACACUGACUUUCAUAUCAUGUAAUGUAUUAGAUUUCAAUUAGUAGUUCCUCAUUUAUAAUGAUGAUAAAACAAAAGAAGUGGGAAUUCAACUGCAAAAUACAUGAAUACAGAAGUACAGUACAAUGCCCCUCUGUAUAGACUGAAUGACAAUAUAAAUAGAUCCAAUGCUUCAUAGAUUGCAAUGAUGCUAUAAAUCUUGAUACAAGCGAAUAUUUGCAAGUCCGAAAUUGUCGUGUACAUGUAUAUGAUCGUUGUCUGUGACAACAAGUAGAGGUAGAUAUUUCCGCAAUGUUUGUAAAGUAUUUCUAUCAAAUAUGUAUUUCUGUCUGCAAAUAUGGUCGAUUUGUUGUAUCUUCAGUUGCAAAAUAUGUGAAAAUUAUAAAUGAUGCCAUAUAAAAGGAAAA